AUGGGGAACAUUUUUGGCAACCUCCUAAAGAGUCUUAUAGGGAAAAAAGAGAUGCGGAUUUUGAUGGUCGGCCUGGAUGCAGCUGGGAAAACCACAAUCCUGUACAAACUGAAACUUGGAGAGAUAGUCACGACGAUUCCCACCAUCGGGUUUAAUGUGGAGACAGUGGAGUACAAGAACAUCAGUUUCACAGUGUGGGAUGUCGGUGGUCAGGACAAAAUCAGGCCUUUGUGGCGACACUACUUUCAGAACACACAGGGCCUGAUAUUCGUGGUGGACAGUAAUGACCGAGAGAGGGUGAAUGAGGCCAGAGAAGAGCUGAUGAGGAUGCUAGCUGAAGAUGAACUGAGAGAUGCAGUGCUGCUGGUGUUUGCCAACAAGCAGGAUCUGCCAAACGCCAUGAACGCAGCAGAGAUCACUGACAAACUGGGCCUUCACUCACUCCGCCACCGUAACUGGUACAUCCAGGCCACUUGCGCCACCAGCGGCGACGGCCUGUAUGAGGGCCUCGACUGGCUGGCCAACCAGCUCAAGAACAAGAAGUGAGUCGAAUCUGUGGACGGCUGAGCUGCAGCUCAUCAGGGAGCACCAGUGGGUUUUUUUUUAUUGUGUUUACAAGAUGAGAGUGGAGAGAACAGGCCAGCUCAGAGUCCAGCUGCUUAGCCUGUACUUUUCACACUUUGUAAAAAUGUCACUUUAAACCCCCACUCCCAUUCUGCUGAAUCUACUAUGAUUAUAUAAUGAUAGAAAAUAAGUAGCACAUCUCCAUAUCAUGUUUUUUUCUGUUUUGUUAGUGGCCAGAAAGGUAGUUGAAUGGUGUGACUUGAAGUGAUUCAGUAAUAGUGUUGGGUAAGUUACUCAAAGAAAAUAAUACACUACAGAUUACUAAUUACUACUUUAAAGUUGUAAUCUGAUUACAUUACUGAUUACUGCAUGUAAAAAGUAAUCGGAUUACUAAUUACUUUACUUUCCAGUUACUUUCAAAACCUAUCAAACAUUCAAAAAUACACUACAAAGUGAAACUCAUAGUUAUUUCAGUAAUUUUAGCGCACGUCAAUGCAGGAUAUGAUCAGGUUGGAUUUAUCAUAAAACUUGCCUCAGGUGUUGUCACUGUUUGUAGGAAUACCAGACCGAUAAAAUAUAAAACUUUUAUAACUAGGCUAGUUUGGUGUCGCUAGCCAAAGGAGAGGCACAGCUAAGCUAUCAUUGUAUGGGUUUAGCUGCUACAGUGCCAUGCAGAGUAUAUCUUUCCUUAUGCUCUGUUCAUAUCAUGUUCAUGUAAACUGGAACUCAUUUACACACCUUGUUUUCCUGCUCGGCAUCAGAGGAUUUUAUUUCAGU
Molecule: messenger RNA, 1341 nt
Organism: Ictalurus furcatus (blue catfish)
Lineage: Eukaryota; Metazoa; Chordata; Actinopteri; Siluriformes; Ictaluridae
Gene: arf3a
Product: ADP-ribosylation factor 3a
Exons: 4
Coding region: 1-546 (181 amino acids)
Biological process (GO): intracellular protein transport; vesicle-mediated transport
Cellular component (GO): cytoplasm; plasma membrane
Molecular function (GO): GTPase activity; GTP binding
Source: RefSeq, a predicted model, not a curated record